Babesia microti strain RI is the source of this 1359-nucleotide messenger RNA. RefSeq names its product PLD-like domain. The transcript is spliced from 5 exons. The record is from RefSeq and is a predicted model, not a curated record. Lineage: Eukaryota; Apicomplexa; Aconoidasida; Piroplasmida; Babesiidae. Gene Ontology annotation, molecular function: catalytic activity. The coding region runs from base 1 to 1359 and encodes 452 amino acids.
AUGGAAGAUCAGAUACCUGAUUUUAUCAAACGGGUGACACCUGACCAUGAAUCUAGCGUCAAAGCAUAUAAACUUUACAAGCAACUGUCAUGCAUCAGUAAAUUCGUUCACGGGAAUCGCGUAGAUGUAUAUUCAACAGGAUCUGAUUACUAUAAGUCAUUGUGCCAGCAUUUGGAUGCGGCAAAGAAGAGGAUUUGGAUGGAAAUGUACAUUUUUGACGAAACUACCACAUGCAGAAAGUUUGUUGAUAGCCUAAUUGCCGCCUCAAAGCGUGGAUGUGAUGUCGUAGUACUGUUAGAUUACUUUGGGGCACUUGAUUUUCCGAAUCAAUGGAAAGAAGAGUUACAAUCAAAGGGCGUCAAUAUAUAUUAUUUCAACCCCCUAUUCCCUCCCAAAUCCUCCAUCUCCUUUUUCACCUUUCGUAACCAUAGAAAAAUAAUAAUAACAGACGAUACGGCCUUUUGUGGCUCAUCGAAUAUCGCAAUGAGAUCAACUGAUGAACUUGUUGAAGGAAAAUGUAUAUUUCACGAAUUUGGAGUCAAAGUUAAUGGACCAAUUGUGGCCGAAUUGGGAAAAUCCUUUAUAUCCACAUUGGAAAUUGCUAAGGUGCCAAUACGUCGUGAUCCAUUUGAGGCAACUGAAUCAUUUGAUGAUGGAUCUUUGAUUCAAAUACUGGAAUCAAACCCCUGGACGAGGAACAAAAGCAUCCAAGAGGUCUUUAAAUACAUGCUUAAAAAUGCGGAGAAGGGGAUAUUCAUCGCCACUAGUUACUUCCAUCCCGAAGGAGCUAUACGCCGUAGGAUUUUGGAGGCAAAAAAACGCAAAGUACCAAUACAUUUACUGCUCUCUGGAAAAUCUGAUAUACAUUGCGACGUAGAUUCUACGAUACACCUUGCCAAUAAAUUAAUGUCACACCCUCCCUCUAAUAGUGAUAAAUUAAAAAUUUACCUCACGAACAAAUGGCAUUUUCAUGGGAAGGCUAUGAUGGUUGAUGAUCUGUGGACAUCAAUUGGUACAUAUAAUAUGGAUCGUUUAUCGUCCAGGCGCAAUAUGGAAAUAUCCCUCGGGAUUCUAGACUAUCGUAUCGCAAAGAAAGUCAAGGAAAUACAGUUAUCCUACUCAUCACAAUACUAUGCAGAUCAGCUUACAUUGGACACCAUGCUCCAGGUACCAAUGCACAAGAGAAUAUAUGGCAAGUUUUGCCACUGCUGCUACAAAUUUCUGUCCAGCAGCAGGUGGCUUGACUGGUUCACCGAUGAGGGGUUCAAGAACAGGUUCAGACAUACGUUCAUACGCACGUUUAUAGAAGAUAACGUGGGAACCUUGCUGGCCUCUGCUAGUAGUAUCCUGGGCAUGUGA